Trifolium pratense (red clover) is the source of this 2057-nucleotide messenger RNA. RefSeq names its product palmitoyl-acyl carrier protein thioesterase, chloroplastic-like. NCBI's taxonomy places the organism in Eukaryota, Viridiplantae, Streptophyta, Magnoliopsida, Fabales, Fabaceae. Gene Ontology annotation, biological process: fatty acid biosynthetic process. The transcript has 7 exons. The record is from RefSeq and is a predicted model, not a curated record. Gene Ontology annotation, molecular function: acyl carrier activity; fatty acyl-[ACP] hydrolase activity. The coding region runs from base 367 to 1617 and encodes 416 amino acids.
AGCUAGGGUAAACACUAACCAUACCAACACUAUAUAUUGAAGUCGAUGUAACAACUAUAGUCUAUAAUCCAUUAUUUUCCAUCUUCCUAUACUUCAAUUAUUCAAUUCAAUAACAUUACCCAAAAAUAUAUACAAACAAACACCCACUUCCCUUUUUUUAAAAUUUCAAUUUCACCCUCAAUUAAGUAAAAGCUAGAACACAAGAGAGAAUCCUGCUUCCAAAAUUACACUAUUACCCCUCCUCUCUUCUUCUUCUUCCUCUGAUUCAUUGCUUUCACUUUCUCUUCAUUCUUCUCCUUCUCCGUUUCUUCAGCGCCUUUCUCUUCUUAUUCUUCAUUCUGCUGCCGUAGAAAAUAGAAACUCAUUAUGGUGGCCACUGGUGCUACUUCAUUUUUUCCUGUUACUUCAUCCUUGCCAGACUCUGCUGGCAACAAACUUGGUAGUGGGAAUACGAACCUUGGUGGGCUUAAAUCUAAACACGCGUCUUCUGGUGGUUUGCAAGUAAAGGCAAAUGCCCAUGCCCCUCCAAAGAUUAAUGGAACCAAGGUUUCUACAUCUGUAGAACACUUUAAGCAUGAGGAUGUUUUGCCUUCGUCACAAUCCUCUAGGACUUUUAUCAACCAGUUACCUGACUGGAGCAUGCUUCUUGCUGCCAUCACGACAAUUUUCUUGGCAGCAGAAAAGCAGUGGAUGAUGCUUGAUUGGAAGCCAAGGCGGUCUGACAUGCUUAUUGACCCCUUUGGUAUAGGCAAAAUUGUGCAGGAUGGUCUUGUGUUCAGUGAAAACUUUCCUAUUAGGUCGUAUGAAAUUGGUGCAGAUCGAACGGCGUCUAUAGACACAAUAAUGAAUCAUUUGCAGGAAACUGCACUUAAUCAUGUUAAGAUUGUGGGGCUUCUUGGUGACGGCUUUGGUUCUACGCCUGAAAUGUGCAAAAAGAACUUGAUAUGGGUAGUUGCAAGGAUGCAAGUUGUCGUUGAUCGUUAUCCUACGUGGGGAGAUGUUGUUCAUGUAGAAACUUGGGUUUCUGCUUCGGGCAAGAAUGGUAUGCGUCGUGAUUGGCUUUUACGCGACUAUAAUACUGGUGAAAUCUUGACGAGAGCCUCUAGUGUUUGGGUCAUGAUGAAUAAACAUACUAGAAAGCUGUCCAAAAUUCCGGAAGAAGUCAGAGAGGAGAUAGGAUCUUAUUUUGUGGAAUCUGCUCCAAUUCUGGAAGAGGAUGACAGAAAACUAACUAAACUUGAUGACAGUACAGCGGAUUAUAUUCGCUCGGGUUUAAGUCCUAGAUGGAGUGACCUAGAUGUCAACCAGCAUGUUAACAAUGUGAAGUACAUUGGCUGGAUUCUGGAGAGUGCUCCACAGUCAAUCUUGGAGAGUCAUGAGCUUUGUGCUAUGACUUUGGAGUAUAGGAGGGAGUGUGGCAAGGACAGUGUGCUCAAGUCCCUGACUGCUGUAUCUGAUGCCAAUGCCGGCAAUCCAGCUCAAAGUGGACACAUUGAGUGCAAGCAUAUGCUUCAACUUGAAGAUGGUGCUGAAAUUGUGAGGGGUAGGACUAAGUGGAGGCCCAAACCUGUGAACAACUUUGAUAUCGUGAAUCUGGUUCCAGCAGGAAGCAACUAAGGUUUUGAAUGGUUCGUGGUUGGAAUCAUAUCAGUCUCUUUCCCAUGGUUAAAACUGGUUCUAACCUCUGGAGAGUUUUGCUUGUGUUUGUCCAAUCUACAUGUCUUAUAUAUACCUUCUAAUUUGUGUUGCUUUGGUGGGGUUAAAAGGGAGAAAAGUACCAUAAAUCUCAUUCUCAUUGUAAUUAGCUCCUGCUCUACUCUAUCUCUCUCAUCAACACCUCCAAAUUUCAUUUAUUAUUCUGGUUGCUAUAGUGCUAGGCUGGCUUUCUUCAAUAUUUAAUUGUUUGAUCAAAAUGGCUAGGCAUGUAUAUUAUUAUUCUUUUCUAAUUGUCCUUCUAAAGAUGCAAAUUUCCUUGUGAACAUAGCACAAUAAAUAUUAUUAGCCUGUAGUGCAAGAAAUGAUUUAUCCUUCUAAUACAACUGUGAUUGUUUGCUCCA